UAAGGGGCGCUGUACGUAGGAGAACGUUGUACGUGGGGGGACGCUGUACGUGGCAGUCCGGACUCAUCUUCUGCUGAGUGAUUGAACUCGUCUUCCCUCCCUGAAAAAAGAGCGCAUCUGAGGCAGGUGAGGCUCGCAGGUCCCCCGGGUCACACCGAGUAUGUGGCCGCUUGUGCUGGUUGCGCUGCUUCCCUCCAUCCUGCUGGCUCAUGAAGUGGACUGGAAGAAGCUCGAUGGUCUCGCCAGAGCCAAAGUGGAGAGCUGUGGAGGAUGACAGCUGAAUAGGCUGAGGGAGGUCAAGGCCUUUGUGACCCAAGACAUCCCUCUGUAUCAUAACUUGGUGAUGAAGCACAUCCCUGGUGCAGACCCCGAGCUCGUCCUCCUGAACCACUACUACGAGGAGCUGGAUCGCAUCCCGCUGUCACACAUGACCCGUAGUGAAAUUAACAGUCUUCUGGCAGAGUUGGGCUUCUAUAAAAAAGCACAAGCUGAAGACGAAGUGCCGGAGGAGUUUCGCUUCUCACCAGCUAAAGACAGCCCCUUUAAAGAGCACCACACUGGAAAAGCACCCACAAAGAGUGAUCCCCCAGAGGAGCCACAGCCUGAGAAAGAGUCAGCGCACAAAGAUUUAUAGUCUUUGUACAGUAUGUAAAAGAUUAAUUGGGAUCAUUAAGUAAAUUUGAUUAUACUUUCCCCAGUCUUGGGUGCGCACACCUGUUUUUGCUCUGCUGGUGUACGGCUGAUACUAACGAGCUGUUAUGGACACCAUUUUCUGCCCAAAUGAGAACUGAAUGAUGCCCCAAACUGUAAAAUCAUCCGAUUGGUUUAGGGCUGAGUACCUGCGUUCUUAUUGGUGGAACCUGGUCUUCAUAAAGUGCUGGAUAAUAACAUCACAGAAAUAAAAUGAAUAAAUAUUUUUUUGACCAGAA
Clarias gariepinus (North African catfish) is the source of this 929-nucleotide messenger RNA. It is a transcript of the gene selenom, whose product is annotated as selenoprotein M. Gene Ontology annotation, molecular function: oxidoreductase activity. The transcript is spliced from 5 exons. Gene Ontology annotation, cellular component: endoplasmic reticulum lumen. The record is from RefSeq and is a predicted model, not a curated record. Lineage: Eukaryota; Metazoa; Chordata; Actinopteri; Siluriformes; Clariidae.